This is a messenger RNA of Trichomycterus rosablanca, 6509 nucleotides long. It is a transcript of the gene zc3h13, whose product is annotated as zinc finger CCCH-type containing 13. Bases 273 to 5492 code for a protein of 1739 amino acids. The transcript is spliced from 21 exons. Gene Ontology annotation, molecular function: metal ion binding. The record is from RefSeq and is a predicted model, not a curated record. NCBI's taxonomy places the organism in Eukaryota, Metazoa, Chordata, Actinopteri, Siluriformes, Trichomycteridae.
UUUCUAAAUGACUCGACAGUUUCUAAAGAAGAGCACUAUGUGUAGGAUAUAAAACAAUGACUUUACACACCCUACCUAGCGUACUUUGUGAAAGACAGACAGCGAUUUGGCAUGCAACCGUUGAGAGUCUCGCUGUGUAGCAUCAUGAAGGCGGCUUGGGAAGCGCCGUUUAACAAACUGCAAGAUUAUAAUUAUUUUUAAAGAGUGAAAACUCACCAGAAAAGUCGAUGAAUCUGGACGCAGUGCUUAAAUAAACAUUUGUGCCCUGCAGAAUGUCCAAGAUCAGGCGGAAGGUGACAGUGGAAAACUCAAAGACAAUAUCAGAGAGCAGCAGCAGUACAACCACUCCAUCUCGCAGGCCCAGCGUCUUUGAGAGACUCGGACCCAGUACAGGUGGUAAUGCCACAGAGCAAACCCAGUGUAGAAACUGGUUGAAGACAGGAAAUUGCAGUUACGGCAACACUUGUCGCUACACGCAUGGAACAAGAGGCAAGAGUUUUUCUGGCGGGCUUAGCAGGUCAGCUGAGAGGCCCACUGGUGAUCUUCGGGAGAGGAUGAAAAACAAAAGACAUGAUGUAGAUGCAGACAGUCAAACCAGAGAGCAAGACGAACCUACUUUACUCACAUUAAGACAGAAAGAUUCAUCCCGAAGCAGACACAGAGAGAAAGAGGAUAUAAAGAUCACUAAAGAACGAACUCCAGCCAGUGAAGAGGAAGCCCAGGAGUGGGAAGCCAAUCGAGAAGACUCAGACAACGGUGACUACGAUUACGAGUUAUCCCUGGAGAUGAAGAGGCAGAAGAUCCAGCACGAGCUUAUGAAGCUUGAGCAGGAGAACAUGGACAAACGAGAAGAGAUUGUCAUUAAGAAGCAGGAAUCGAUGACCAAGACCAGCAGCACUUCCAAAGAGAAGGGAUCUCCUGAGCGCUCCAGUUCAAAGGACUCACCCAUAUCUUGCAAAUCUAGCAGCUCUCCCAAGAGAAAGCCCAGUGGUUCGCCUAAACGAAAGUCCACUGGGAAGAGCAGUGGCUCCAGCAAAAAGGAUAAAAAAUUAUCCACCUCAUCAGUCCUGUCCUCCCCUGUGACAGAGCAGAGCAAAGCAGAUGAGACAGACAGCAGAUCUUCCAAGAGUGGACAUGGCAAGAAGAAAGGGCCACGGACACCCAGUCCCCCUCUCUCUGUGCCCUUAGACUUGCCUACAGGGGGCAAAAAACAUAAAGGUAAACACAAGAACAAAGAGAAAAAUGAGGACAAGCAGAAAGAGGGCAAGGAGCGGGGCAGGGACAUAGACAAGCACAAAGAAAAGAAAGAAAAACGCAGGGACCGCUCUGACAGCUCCCACAAAACAAAGCGAGCUUUGACCUCAGAGGAACGUUCUGGUAGUGUAUCGUCUCCUUGUCGAGAGGUCUCACCCCAGACAAAGAGGAAGUCUGUGUCCCCCAAACCUGCAGCUCAAAAGCAGAGUUCACCACAGAGAUCCUGUACUCCACCACGUCAUCAUAGGAGCCCCUCUCCACCAUCUCGCCCUCACCAAUCCCCCUCCUCUCACUCUAGCUCUUCCCAUCAACGGCACUCUCCCUCCCCUCGUCACUGCCGGGGUUCUACUUCUCCAUCCUAUCAGCGAGAUCUCCCACCCUUGACGUCCUCCCCCACGAUUACCCAGACCUCACAUCGUUCUCGUUCCCAUUCACCCACCUCCCCUCAAAGGUCCAGCCCAGCCUCCCGCCACCACUCACAGGGUCGGGAGAGAGAUAAAGGAAGAGGGGAGAGGGAAAGAGAAAGAAGUCCUAUCCACGACAGACAUCAUGAACGCAGAGAAGAGAGCCGCGGGAAGCGAGAGAAAGAUAGCGGGCGUGAAGAUCGCAGUUAUGAAGCUGAUCAAAGUUCCUCAAGAGAUGAUAGAGAGACAAGAGAAAGCCGAGACCGUCACUCUGACAGAGAUCGUCGUUAUGCUCGUGAUGACCGUCAAUACCGCACUGGUGAACUCAAAGAAGCAAGGGAUGCUAGAGACCGGUCUGGCCGAGAAACCCUGGAACACAGAGAAAGAGACCGGGACAGGGAGAGGGAGCGAGAAAAAGACAAAGAGAGAAAUGACUCUCACAGAAAGGAGGAUGUAUCGGCACAGGAGGAAAAAAGUUAUGGAAGAGGACAUGGCAGAGAGGAGGACCGCAGCGAGAGAAGGACAGAAAGCAGAAAUGACUCCCGAACAGAACGAAUGGGAAGAGGACGAGGACGAGCGGCAGAAACUGGUGAUAAAGGGUCAGCUCGCGGAUCUCGUUCUUUACAGGGAGAAGGUGGUGGGCAGGACGGAUGGGAGACUCGCAGCCAAAGAGAGAAAAGCUCUGAUAGAAAUGUGGAGAGAGGGACAGAGCGUGAUCGCCACGAUGGUGACAGGCAACGUGGAGAGCAGGUCAAAGACUCCUCUUAUGAUCGGCGCGGAAGUCAGGCAGACCGAGAUCGCCGUGACCAUAGGGACAGAGCAGAUCAGAGAGCGGCCUCUCCUGGCCGCUACCAAAGCCGCAGUGACGAAACGGAGCAGGAAGACCGGAGAGAUGUCAGACGAGAGGACAGGGGCCGGGAGCGAGACAGAGACAGAGAAAGGGAGCGGGAACGAGAAAAGGAUAGAGAAAGAGAGGUCGAGAGAGAGCGGGACCGGGUCAGAGAGAGAGACCGGGAAAGAGAGGAACGAGAAAGGGAGAGGGAGGAAAGAGAGAGGGAGGAAAGAGAGAGGGAGAGAGAGCGGGAACGAGAGAGGGAAGAACGGGAGAGAGAGCGAGAGGAGCGUGAAAGGGAACGGGAACGUGAGCGAGAACGAGAGAGAGAACGGGAGAGGAAGGAAAGGGAGCGAGAAAGGGAGCUCAGAGAGAGGGAGAGGCAGAGAGAAUGGGAGGAGAGAGAAAAGGCCAGGGAGGACAGGAGAGAGAGGAGAGAGGAGACACGUGAUGAGCGUUCCAGCCGGGAUGGUCAUGAGGACCGAAAGAAUGGUGGCCGUAAGAGGCACCGUUUGGACACUCCCAGUCCCCGACCCUCUCCUAAAAAAGCACGAGAUGGCAGCCCUAUUGACAGUGAAGGCUACAACAGUGCGGAUGAGAAAGGUGAUAAACAUAGGCUAUUGAGCCAGGUGGUGCGUCCUCCUGAGCCAAGUCGCUCACCUACAAGAACAUCCACUGAUGACAAAUCCACCCGUUGGAGGGACAGUGACCGACGUUCUGAUAAGAAAGAUGUCCGUGGUCGGGUUGAAGAGGUUGAGUCUCGAAGCGAUCGGAGUUCAGUUCGAGGGGCGGAGCGUCGUGGAGAUCAUGGUCCAGAUGCAACUGCUUCCGAGUCUAGACGGGGUAAAGAACAGAGAGACGUCAGCCCACCUCCUACCUCUGGGGGUGCUGAGGGACGAGACUCCACUUGCGGUGGUCAAGAGGAGGGUAAGAAGAAACACAAAUCUCUGAAAAAAAACUUAAAGAAAAACCGUAAAGAUGAUGCGAGUGCUGGUGCAAGCGGAGACCGCUUCAACACUGAGCCUUCUGCACCUCUUGCUUCCUUCUCUUCAGCUGCCUCAGACACCCUGCGCCCACUUAUUUCCCCACCCAAACCUGGCAAAAAGAAAUGCCCAGAGCGUAAGCGCAGACGUUCACGAGGUGCUGAAUCAGAUCAAUCUGAAGAUGAACAGCCAAUGGGCAAGAGGCGUCGUGGCCCACGGACACCUCCACCAAUCAACAAAGAAGACCUGCCUUCUCAGCGGGCACUACUCCCCGCUGCCCCACCAAUGAAGAUGGAAACCAAUUUUAGCGAUUGGUCAGAUGAGGAGGUCCCAGAACGCACAGAAACUUUAUCAGAGCGACCUUUAGAGCGUUUGCUGCCCCGUCGAAACCUUGCUCCUCUAUUACCUGACCCACCCAUGCUGAUGCAGAACCUCCCACUGCAGCCACUUCUGCCUCAGCACAUGUUGCGGAAACCUCAACAGGUUGACCCACAUCAGCAACGCAGUAGUAGCAUGGGAAGCAACCCAAGUCGGGCACCCUCACAUAGACUCCGAUCACCCUCUAAUGACUCUGCCCAUCGCGGCGAUGAUCAGGGGUCACGCUCACGGCGAGCGCAUAGACAGGGGGCUAAUUCCCGUGAUCGGGACAGAGAGAGAGAAAGAGAACGAGAGAGGGUGGCAACAGGUGAGACGAUUGGAGGAAGAGAAGAGAGGAAGUCAAGGAUCGACCAAUUGAGGAGAGGCGAACCAAGUCGCAGCACCUCUUCUGACCGGCAAGACUCGAGAAGUCACAGCUCUCGGCGGAGCUCCCCAGAGUCAGAGCGGCAGGGUCGUUCUCGUGCCGGCUCGUAUGACAGCCGUGAGCGUGACCAAUUUGAACGUGACAGAAGGGAUCAGCGGCAGGUGCAGAACCAGCCUCCACUGCAGCAGCGUGACUGGGAGCCAGAGCCCCGUGAGUGGUGUAGCCGAGGCCGGGAGCCCCUCCUUCCUCGUCCUGACCGGGAGCCAACAAGAGAGCGGGACCUGCGUGCAAUGCGCGAGAGGGAGCGACUUCUGCCAGAAGGGCUACUCUCACAUGAACGCCUUGAGCGUGAACGUGGGGAUAGAGAACGGGAUAGAGACAGGGACAGAGAGAGGGACCGGGAGAGAGACAGGGGUGAGCGUGAGCGCAUGCUGCCUUUUGACCUUCCACCACUAGGGGAGCCUAAGGGCAGAGUGGAGAUAAGAAUGGAGCGUGGAGACUAUGAGCCACUGCUGCCUAGAGACGUACUCAUGGACAUGGACAAACCCAGUUCUGCAGACGAACCACUUGUUCAAAUGGACUCAUGUGAGGCGGAAAAGAUAGAUAGCCUUGAUGAAGAUGAUGUGAAGGGAGAUGAUGCUCAGUCUGUGGUGUCAGGUGGAGAGGAGUAUGAACCCAUCAGUGACGAUGAGCUAGAUGAGAUCUUGGCAGACAGCCAGAGAAGAGAUGAUCAGCAGGAUGAAGAAAAAAUCCCAGGACCACUUGACGUGAUUGAUGUUGACUGGUCAAGCUUGAUGCCUAAGCCAAAGCAGGAGGCCCGAACACCUGGGGCAGCACUGCUCAGGUUCACUCCUGGUGCUGUGCUGCUGCGGGCAGGUGUCUCUCGCCGACUGGCUGGUCCUCAACUCCUUGCCCAUGUUAAAGAGAUCUGCAUUAAAGAGCUGGAUGAUGCUAAAGAUGUGGAAAAGCUGUUUGAGCAUGACCUGGGUGUAUUAAACAUGGCUGCUCUAAACAGGAGGAUGGAAAGGGCGAACCUUUUGCAGAACCUAGGGCUGUGCGGCAAGGCUCUAUGUGCACGCAGAGACAUUGCCAUCCGUAGACAACUCCUCAGAAAUGACAAGGGGACGACCAAGCAGAUCUACACCGGCACUCCAGUGAUAGACCAAGAGUUGUUGCAGCUCAGCGUGCGUCUCUUCAAGAAGAAAAUGCUUGGCGGCCAGGAAAAGGCUGACCCAGCAUCAAUAGCCAAUACCACAGCUGAGGUCUGUGUGUUGUAAUCCACUUCACUGAGCCACUCUGUGGAAACUAACCCCAUCACUCAAAUACUGAGACACUGUAAAUCAGUGAUAGCAACUGCACCAUAGAGACUGGAUGAUUGCUAGUCUAUGAAGAUACUGUAGGACGUCUGACAGGCAACAAACUUUUUUUUGUGGUAGAGAUGUAUUGAACGUAAUGGACAAUUUUAUUAAUAUUGAUCAUUUAUAAUUGAGUCGCUUUUGGUUUGUAUGUACUGCACAUUGUGUAGUAGGUGUGCAUUAAAGUGGUCUCAUUUGAAUUUUAUUGUGGUUCUAAUAGAUUGGGGUUUUUUUUUUUUUUUUUUUGGAAGUACCUGAACACAUCCUAAGCAAACAUAAAAUCGAUCAUGUCAUAAAAUGACACAAAUAUGUGUUAAACUUGGCAUUAUAAUCCAACCAAUCAAACCUCAACAGAUCCUGUGUAAAUACAUUGUAUAAAACCUCAAUUAUAUCAGGAUGCCAAUAAAAACCUGUUUUGCAUGUCUACCUGUCUACAGACACAUAUACAGUAGGACAAACAGCCGUACCUCCAGGACCACAGUAACAGUAAAACAAAAUACAGGAAGACAAUGUGUUAACAGUACCUACUACCAUCUACUAUGUUAUACAUGCAUAGCUUAGAAUGAUUUGACACCAAGACUUCAUGUAGGUUUUCUAACAGAUAUAAAGACAUUAAUAUUAGUUAAAAAUGCCUGUGACUAUUGUUGGUUGCUGAUGUGUGUUAAUUAAAUGUGUGGUAAUUAACGUUCCAGGUAAUUUAGCUAUAGUUAAUCUUAGGGAUAGUUGAUUGAGUAAUUGAUUACAAUUACUGACACUUUUUUUAGCAAAAUGUUAUUUCCACAAUUACAGUUCCAGCACAAAAUGACAUUGAUGUUAACCUUACCUUUCAUGUGAGUCAGAGCUAUUUACUAUGAAGACUUGAAUGAAGUGCUGAUGGUAUGGUAUUGCAAUAAAAGGUGUCCCAUCAAUAACUGAUGGAAACACUGAGGAAUCAUAAGA